Molecule: messenger RNA, 1578 nt
Organism: Microthlaspi erraticum
Lineage: Eukaryota; Viridiplantae; Streptophyta; Magnoliopsida; Brassicales; Brassicaceae
Source: the annotation of a GenBank genome assembly
AUGGAGAGGAACGGCAGCGAUGUCCGGCAACCGCUGCUGAAAAGCCCGGGGAAGAAAGAAUCGGAGGGAGAGGAGAGGUUGUGCAUAGACGAGAUGCUACAGAGAUACUGUGGCGAGUUUGGGAGGUGGCAGAUGAAGCACUUCGUGCUGACGUGUCUGGCCUGGGCGCUAGAGGCGUUCCACACGAUGGUGAUGAUAUUCGCCGAUCAAGAACCCGCUUGGAGGUGCGUCGGGUCUGGUUGUCAGGUCGGGUCUUCGACUUGUGGUAUGGAUCCGGGUUCUUGGGAAUGGACGGAGGGUAAAGGAAGCUCCACGGUGUCGGAGUGGGGACUCAUUUGCGGCGAGAAGUACAAAGUUGGCCUUGUUCAAGCUAUCUUCUUCGCCGGAUGUAUGAUCGGUGCUGGAGUAUUUGGACAUCUCUCGGACUCGAAGCUAGGAAGAAAAGGCUCAUUAACAGUCGUAUGCAUCAUCAACGCAAUCUUUGGGAUCGCGACCGCUUUCUCUCCAAACUACUGGACUUACGUGGCUCUCCGAUUCUUGACCGGUUUCAGCACCGGCGGUGUAGGUCUAUGCGCGUUUGUCCUAGCCACCGAGCCCAUAGGACCAAGCAAACGCGGUGUAGCCGGAAUGUCAACAUUCUACUUCUUCUCCAGCGGGAUCGCUCUUCUCUCCGGCAUUGCUUACGUUUUCAGGCCGUGGAGAGAGCUUUUCAUCGUAUCCUCGUUACCGUCUCUCUUGUUCUUGCUCGUCGUUAUCCCUUUCAUCUCCGAGUCUCCGAGAUGGUACCUCGUGAAAGGGAAAGUAGACGAGGCCAUGAAGCUGAUGCAUGCAAUCGCUAAAACGAACGGACGUCACAUUCCUGCCGGAGUCACUCUUGCUCUAGACGACGAGGAAGAAGCAGAGGCAGGAGAUAACAACGGCGAGAGGAAUGUUACUCCGGCUGAAGGAUCGCUCAAAGACGUUUUCCAGUCGCCUCUCACGCGGAUCCGACUUCUCUUAACCGUCUCCAUAAGUUUCACCGUCGCUAUAGUAUACUAUGGGCUUAGUCUCAACGUAGUCAACCUCAAGACAAACCUCUACCUCAACGUCCUCCUCAACGCGGUGGCGGAGAUGCCGGCGUUCGGGAUAACGGCGGUUUUGUUAGACAAGUACGGGAGGAAGCCGUUGACGAUAGGGACGCAGUGGUUUAGUUGCGUUUUCUGUCUCGUUGGAUUCGUUGUAGGUGGGGUUGGUCCGUGGAAGACGGUGAGGAUGGUUUCAGGGGUUUUAGGGAUAUUUGGAAUGGCGGGAACGUACAACCUUCUGUUCAUUUAUGUGGCGGAGCUGUUUCCGACGGUGGUGAGGAACGCGGCGUUGGGGUGCGCGACUCAGAUGUCUCAGAUGGGAGCGAUUCUUGCGCCGUUUGUGGUGGUUUUAGGUGAGGAGUUACCGUUUGGUGUGUUUGCGGUUUGCGGGUUAGUUGGAGGUGGGCUUGCGUUUUACUUGCCGGAGACGUUGAACAAGCCGUUGUAUGAUACGAUGUUUGGGAUGCACGAAGCUGAGAGUAACAGAGGAAGAAGAAGAGAAGUAGUGUGUUGA